Nerophis ophidion (straightnose pipefish) is the source of this 3390-nucleotide messenger RNA. It is a transcript of the gene sesn4, whose product is annotated as sestrin 4. NCBI's taxonomy places the organism in Eukaryota, Metazoa, Chordata, Actinopteri, Syngnathiformes, Syngnathidae. The record is from RefSeq and is a predicted model, not a curated record. The transcript has 9 exons. Gene Ontology annotation, biological process: cellular response to L-leucine; cellular response to leucine starvation; positive regulation of macroautophagy. Bases 150 to 1451 code for a protein of 433 amino acids. Gene Ontology annotation, cellular component: nucleus. Gene Ontology annotation, molecular function: L-leucine binding; oxidoreductase activity, acting on peroxide as acceptor.
UGGUGGAAGAUUCCUCCGCCACUUGCGAGGCAGCCUCGCUCCAGCGGCGGAAGGCCACCCGCUCGUCUCCACCGGCCGCCUUUUGUUCGCUGUGUCCCGGGAGAAAAGCACCGCCGCCGCGUCCACGUACAGCGCACACUGGCUGGAAAAUGAUCAUCUGUGCGAAUAAGAUGGAGUACCCGCUCAGAAGCCAAUGCCAGGCCAUGGUGAACAGCGAGAAGGAGCGAGUGUCGCUGCUCUUGGUGAAGGCGCUGAUGGGCCGAGGCAGCGUGGACGCCGUCUCCCAGCAGAUGGCCUCUCACCCGCAGUACUUGGAGAGUUUCCUGCGCGCGCAGCACUACAUCCUGCACAUGGACGGCCCCCUGCCGCUGCCCUGCCGCCAUUACAUCGCCAUCAUGGCGGCCGCGCGACAUCACUGCAACUAUCUGGUGUACCUGCACUCGGCCCAGUUUCUGAGGCUGGGCGGGGACCCCGUUUGGCUGCAGGGCUUGGAGGCGGCCCCCCCACGCCUGCGCCUGCUGGACCACAUCAACAAAGUCCUGGCCCACCAGCCCUGGCUCACCGCCUGCUCCCACAUCAAGACGCUGCUGAAGUCGGGCGAGCCGUGCUGGUCGCUGGCGGAGCUGGUGCAGGCGGUAGUCAUCCUGGCACACUGCCACUCGCUAUGCAGCUUCGUCUUCGGCUGCAACGCCGACUCCGACUUGGCGCCACUCGGCAAAUCUCCCAACGGUACACCGCCCACCUUCUGCCCCUUUGACGCUGCUAACGGCAACCCCGGCGUGCCUCAGUCGGAGCGCAGAACACGACCACGGGUAAAGAAAUGUUCUUUGUCUGAGGACUCCAGCGGUGAUGUGGUCUGUCUGAAGUCCAGGCUCCACAGGUCCCAAGAGGAGCGAGACAAGAUGCACACACUCCAGCAAAGUGACGUGGAAGAGGAGGAGGAGAUGAUCUACUUGGCUGACCCCUCACGCUUCAUCACAGAUCCUGACUUCUAUUACCAGGAGUUCACCCGCAGGGACGACGACCACUUCCAAGUAUUUCGAGUUCAGGACUACUCCUGGGAAGACCACGGCUUCUCCUUAGUCAACAGGCUGUACUCGGACAUCGGCCACCUGCUGGACGAGCGCUUCAGGAGUGUCAGCGCCCUGUCCUCGCAGCACAGCCCCGACCUGAAGAGAGCCAUCUGGAACUACAUCCACUGUGUGCUGGGAAUACGGUAUGACGACUACGACUACGGGGAAGUCAACCAGCUGCUGCAGAGGGACUUGAAGCCCUACAUCAAGGCACUGGCCUGCUUCCCAGACCCCACCAAGACCUCUGCCUGUCCACUCAGCUGGGUCCCACUUAAACCCUCAGAGCGGAUCCACGUCAACCUGCUGGUCAUGGAGGCGCGCCUGCAGGCGGAGCUGCUCUACGCCCUGAGAGCCAUCACCCAGUACAUGAUCGCCUGACAUCACCCAGUACAUGAUCGCCUGACAUCACCCAGUACAUGAUCGCCUGACAUCACCCAGUACAUGAUCGCCUGACAUCACCCAGUACAUGAUCGCCUGACAUCACCCAGUACAUGAUCGCCUGACAUCACCCAGUACAUGAUCGCCUGACACCACCCAGUACAUGAUCGCCUGACACCACCCAGUACAUGAUCGCCUGACACCACCCAGUACAUGAUCGCCUGACACCACCCAGUACAUGAUCGCCUGACACCACCCAGUACAUGAUCGACUGACACCACCCAGUACAUGAUCGACUGACACCACCCAGUACAUGAUCGCCUGACACCACCCAGUACAUGAUCGCCUGACACCACCCAGUACAUCAUCGCCUGACACCACCCAGUACAUCAUCGCCUGACACCACCCAGUACAUGAUCGACUGACACCACCCAGUACAUGAUCGACUGACACCACCCAGUACAUGAUCGACUGACACCAUCCAGUACAUGAUCGCCUGACAUCACCCAGUAAAUGAUCGACUGACACCACCCAGUCCCAGUACAUGAUCGACUGCCACCACCCAGUACAUGAUCGACUGACAUCACCCAGUACAUGAUCGACUGACAUCACCCAGUACAUGAUCAACUGACACCACCCAGUCCCAGUACAUGAUCGACUGACACCACCCAGACCCAGUACAUGACAUCACCCAGUACAUGACAUCAUCCAUUACAUGAUCGACUGACACCACCCAGUACAUGAUCGACUGACAUCACCCAGUACAUGAUCGACUGACAUCACCCAGUACAUGAUCGACUGACACCACCCAUUACAUGACAUCGUCCAGUACAUGAUCGCCUGACAUCACCCAGUACAUGACAUCACUCAGUACAUGACAUCAUCCAGUACAUGACAUCAUCCAGUACAUGACAUCACCCAGCACAUGACAUCACCCAGUACAUGAUCGACUGACCACUCUGCUAAUUUCUGCCCCUAGUGGCCAGCGCUGCACACCACAUCCUGCUGACUUUCUUUUAAGAGUACUUUUCUUUUUUUAAGUAACAUUUCUCACGUUUGUCCCUGGUGAUAUUUAUGCCGGAGCGUGCCACACACACACACACACACACGUACGAGCGUACUUGACGGACAGGUGCAAUGAACUCUUGUCGGUACGAGCUUGCAUGAAGUUGUUGGACGCCAUGAAUGUUCUCCAGAGGACAAUCCUCGUCAGUGUUGUCGUACUUUGAAGGACCCUUUUGGGAUCUCCUGGCUUAACAAAACAACAGAAAACAAAAACAAAAAAAAGUAAUAACCUUAAUUUCUUUUAAAUAAGCACUUUUUAAAAAAAAAAUGUUGUCUAUAUUUAUAUGAUGCAAGGAAGUUUGUGAGUAGAAUUUUCUGUGUCUGCGUGUUGCCUUUUAUUUUAUUUUAUUUUUUAGGAUGUGGUCUUCAACUCUGAAUGUCCCGACUGAAAGCGAGAAAAGAAUGUAUCAAGGCGGGGGCGUCCAAACUUUUUUUUUUUUUAAGAAAACCCGAAAGGAUGCACUUAGAAACUUUGUGUGCGUGCAAGAAUCCAAUCUAGGUCAAAAUAUGCUAAUUAAGCUACCGGAACAAAACAUCGUAGCUUUCUUUUCACUCGUGCUAUCUAAUAAUAAAUGUAUUAAUGCGGUCAUCACUUUCACUUUCACUUAGACAAGAAGGUGCAGCUGAGCCAUGGACAAGAUGAUUGUCUUCUUUGUUGUCAUGACGACUGAUCAAAUCGGACUUCCGGAAGUGCUCGCCAAUCGCUUGUAUCAAAGUUGUCAAAAAGCAGAACUCUGUGCAAACUUUAUUGUUAUUUUUACCUUUUGUUAUUCUCCAAUGGACUCUUUUUGUACACUUGUUAACGAAGACGUGCGGGGGGGACGACGUUGAAGCGGAAGUGCAUAUCUACAAAAUAAAAGCCUUCAGACUGAAA